This is a messenger RNA of Cyprinodon tularosa, 4321 nucleotides long. RefSeq names its product FCH and mu domain containing endocytic adaptor 1 (gene fcho1). The coding region runs from base 161 to 3778 and encodes 1205 amino acids. Gene Ontology annotation, cellular component: cytoplasm; clathrin-coated pit; plasma membrane. NCBI's taxonomy places the organism in Eukaryota, Metazoa, Chordata, Actinopteri, Cyprinodontiformes, Cyprinodontidae. The record is from RefSeq and is a predicted model, not a curated record. The transcript is spliced from 27 exons. Gene Ontology annotation, biological process: clathrin coat assembly; clathrin-dependent endocytosis.
GCCUGGUGAAAGUCUAGCUACUACUACCAGACAAGAGGAGCAGGCGUGCAGCAGCAGCAGCGGCAGCAGCGGGGCAGCCGUUGGUUUGACCGGGGAGGGGAAAAUGUUCACCUUGUUAUCUGACGACUCUCUCUAGGUUGCCGACCGCCUUUAAGUCACAAUGGCUGUUUUUCAGAACAACUUCUGGGGGGAGAAAAAUGCCGGCUUUGACGUGCUCUACCACAACAUGAAGCAUGGCCAGCUGGCAACCAAAGAGCUGGCCGAGUUCGUCCGAGAAAGGGCUGCCAUUGAGGAGACCUAUUCCAAAUCCAUGAGCAAACUGGCCAAGAUAGCGAGCAAUGGGAGUCAGCUGGGGACCUUUGCGCCCAUGUGGGAUAUUUUUAGGGUGUCUUCUGACAAGCUGGCUCUUUGCCACCUGGAGCUGAUGAAGAAGAUGAACGAUCUGAUCCGGGACAUCAACAAGUAUGGAGACGAGCAGGUCAAAAUUCAUCGCAAGACAAAGGAGGAGUUGGUUGGAACAGUGGAGGCAGUGCAGGCGCUGCAGGCUCAGAACGGCCACCUUCAGAAGUCAAAGGAAGGUUACCACACCAAGUGUUUGGAGCUGGAUCGACUGAAGAAGGAGGCAGCGCCACAGAAAGAACUAGAAAAGGCGGAGCUGAAGUCUAAGAAAGCGGCGGAGUCCUUCGGGCUGUGCAUCGAGAAGUACAACCGUGUGGGAGGAGAGUUCGAGCAGAGGAUGAGCGAGUCGGCCCAGAGGUUCCAGGAAAUCGAAGAGGCUCAUCUGAGGCAGAUGAAACAGUUGAUGAAAAGUUACUCUCACUCCAUAGAGGACACCCACGUCCAGGUGGGACAGGUCCAUGAGGAGUUCAAGCAGAAUGUGGAAAAUAUCGGCAUCGACAUCCUCAUUCAGAAAUUUGCUGAUCAGAAGGGAACGGGCAAAGAAAGGCCAGCUUUGGUCGUGUUUGAGGAGUACAUUUCAACUCUGACCCCUGAAGGCGGGAAGAAGACUCGAACAAAAGCCUUCAGGAUACCCGGCCUCAGCAAGAGGGACAAGGAACCCGACUCUGCAGAUUCUGCUGUCCCAGAGGCGCUGAAUUCCCCGCUGGAAGUGGACGACGAGGGCUUUGUCAUCCGAGCUGACAGCACUCAGAAUGGCUGCUCUGAGAAGGAGGAUAAUUUCUACUCCAGUGAUUCAGACUUUGAUGACGAGGAGCCCAAGAAGUUCCACAUCCAGAUCAGACCUGUAGCCAGCAGCAGCCGCAGCAACUCUGUCGCCACCGAGAAGGAGCUGAAAGCCACAGUGGGGACGUUAACGCUGCCCAACAGAGGAACAAGGCAGCAGACGGUGAAGCGGCAUCUCUCCAGAAACUCCAGCUCAGCAGGAGGCCGAUCAGAAGACAGCGAGGCUGCCUCUCAUCGGGAUGGGGAGCAGGAAGGCCUACGCAGGUCCUCCUCCAGCCCUGAUCACAGCAGGUUGGGUUCUACAGCGUCUGGUUCAGACAGCCUGUUCGGUCCUCCGCUGGAGUUGGCCUUCAAGUCCAAAAGCUUCGACAACCGGGAUCAGUUCAAAGAGCAGAACACCUUUGGUGCCUCUGAAUAUGCUGCCUUCUCAUCUGACUCCUCAUCACCAGAGAACGUUGAAGACUCUGGUUUGGACUCGCCUUCCCAUCAGCCUCUGGGACCUUCUCCUGAGCUGGCUGGCUGGGCCGCCUGGCCGCCUGUGUCUCAGAUUAAAGAACAGACACCAAGCCGACCUGUGGAUCCUUUCUUCUCUGCUUUCCAUGAGCCUUCUUCUGGUCGCACUUCUAACCACCAGGACGACUCCACCAAUGUCUGGUCUGUCGCCUCGACACGUCCGUCACGGGCCCCCCCAGAUAUGGACGCCCCUUCUGUGCGGUUCCCAGCCUUCUCCCAGUCCCUCGGUCCGCCGGAAAUGGAAUCAUCUGUGUGGAACUGCAAACACAUCCCCACAGAGGAUCCCUUUUUCACCAGCUUCGACAGGACCGUCACCCAGGAGACUUUAAACCUGUCUGACGCCUGGACGCGGCCCCCUCCACGCCGUUCGCAAGAGGUCAGAGGAAAGGAAGGCCGUGGCGACCCGUUUUCUGCUGCCCUCACUGAAACCAAGACUCUCCUCCCUCCUUCUUCCUCCUCCUCCUCAUCAUCUUCCUCCAAUCGUAAAGAGCGAGAGAGGAAGCGGGACCGCAGCCUCCCCCCGCCCGUCACGUCUGAUGACCCGUUUGCCAUCACCAUGAUUGGAAGCCCCACCCACCAAUCAUCUCUGGCUGCAGCAGCCGGGACGCUUCCCUCACACAGCAGCAGACUGGGAGUCGAUCCCAUUAGCAGCUCCUCACAGUCAGCUCAGCCGAAGAAGGAGACGACCCACUGGAAGUCUGUCCAUAACCCGUUCAACGACGGCAGCAGCUCCAGGCCACAGGAAGGAGGAGAGCGUAGGAAGCACAGAUCAUCAGAGAGCGAGCCCCGCAGGAACGCCCCUCCCCUCACCAGGCAUUCAGGACCCCAGGAGGACCUGUGCUUCUCCACAGACAAAGAUGAGGACUGUCUGGAUCUCAGCACCCAGAUGACGACCUGCAGCAUCGGUUCCAAUAAAGGCUCUAAGCAUAACCACAGGUCGGACACAGCUGAAGCGGUUCCAGCUGCUCCUCAUAGAGGGAACCGAGUCAAAAGGUCUUCAGCUCGACUCAGUGGCACUGAGAGGUCCCGCUCUCUUUGUUCCUCACCGUUGCCGGAGCCCAGCUGCUCCCUCACCUCCUCUUCCUCCUCCAGCCCCAGCGACUGGGGGACUCACGCUAGAGAAGGAGAGUGGGGGGUACAGAACCGAGGACCCAGUCCUGCCAGAGGGGGGCAGGCCUCCCCGCUGCCUUACCAGCACCAGGACCACCAGCCGAGGCAAAUGCACCUGUCCAGAGGUCCAAGCCCCAUUUCCCUCAGCACACAGGACGCCUGGCCGGUCGCCGCGGCGAUAACCGAGUACAUCAAUGCAUACUUCAAAGGAGGACAGCACAACCGGUGUUUGGUGAAGAUCACAGGAGAUCUGAUGAUGUCCUUCCCAGCAGGGAUCACCCGGAUCUUCAAUGCCAACCCCAACGUUCCUGUGCUCAGCUUCCGGCUGGUCAACAUCUCCAGGAUCGAUCACUUCCUGCCCAAUCAGAAGCUGCUCUACAGUGAUCCGUCCCAGAGUGACCCAGAAACCAGGGACUUCUGGUUCAACAUGCAGGCUCUGCAGCUCUACCUGCAGAGAGAGGCGGAGCUUAACCCGCAGGCUUCCUACUACAACGUCGGCGUGCUCAAGUACCAGGUUUCUUCACAGGAUCCGGGCCGAGCUCCUCUCCUGUUAUCGGCUGAGUGUCAGCGCAGCGGCACGGUGACCCGAGUGUCCCUGGAUUAUCACUGCUGCCCCGCCACGGCGCCCUCCACUCAGCUCACCUCAGUCCAGGUCCUGAUGCCUCUGGACCACAGCGCCACAGACGUGCAGUGCCAGCCACCCGCCUCAUGGAACGCUGAGGAACGUCGACUGCUGUGGAAACUUCCCAACCUUUCCCCGACAAACCACAGCAAAGGCUCAGGGACGCUGUGUGCCAGCUGGCAGUGCCUGGAGGCCCCCCGCGGCCCCCCGCCCAGCUUGGCCGUUCAGUUUGUGGGCUCUGGGACGUCGCUGUCAGGCAUGGAUGUGGAGCUGGUGGGGGCCCGCUACCGCAUGUCGCUGGUCAAGAAGAGAUUUGCCACAGGGAAGUACAUGGCCGGCUGCUCCCUGUAAACCUGAGCAGGAACCAUCAGGUUCCUGAACAGAUCCUCGCUGCUGGUCCUCAGAACUUUGCACUUUUCAGAAGCUAGCUCCGUCACGUAGGACACCGUGCGCUUCCACCACGUCCUGCUGUUUUAGGACCAACCUUUUUCCUGUAAAUACUUUUUUUUCUUUCCCUUCUAACUUGGGUUGUUUGUGGUGCUUUUAACUGUUCGGCCGUUUUCUGGAGAGAAACUGUUUUUAAACGAAGCUGCUUUGUUCAGACUCUGUUUGGAUUGAGAGACUGGAAAUACGCAACAUGUCUUUCAGUGAAUUAUAGAAAAUAUUAAAGUGCUGAUUUGAAAUAAAAUAAAGUAUUGAGCUGUGCUGCCAUGAGGGUAUUUAAAUAAUGUAAAUAAUGUAUCUUUGUACCAACCUGAAGGAUCAAGGAGACAUUUGUUUGAUCUUCUAUCAAACUAUAGAAAAACCUGUUUGUAAAGCAGAUAUUUGUUUUAAGUAGAAAUUUUGUGUUAAGAAUUGAUAAAAGAUAAUAAAUAAAUAAAUGUGUUCAAACCA